This is a messenger RNA of Penicillium chermesinum, 1041 nucleotides long. Its product is annotated as fungal specific transcription factor domain-containing protein. NCBI's taxonomy places the organism in Eukaryota, Fungi, Ascomycota, Eurotiomycetes, Eurotiales, Aspergillaceae. Bases 1 to 1041 code for a protein of 346 amino acids. The record is from RefSeq and is a predicted model, not a curated record. The transcript is spliced from 3 exons.
AUGGAAUAUUCCGACGUCAAGUUCAAGAAAAAGCGCGAGAGCCGAAAGCGCGCACUAACAGCAUGCGAGACAUGCCGUCUGCGCAAGACUCGGUCCGAGUCGACCGAUAUCCGCCAGCAGCUAGAUCAUAUCACGAACCUGCUGGAAGAUCUCAAAUACGAGAAAGGGCCCGAUGUACCUCUUAUUUCCUCAUUUCGAGGCACCCUGUCUGGAUCCACGGGAGAUACCCUUAACCUAACAACACGUAUCACCGAUUCCUUCUCAGGGGAUCCCGUGCGCAACACCACCAGUGUAGAUCAUGUACAAGAUUCUCAUCAUGAUCCCCGUAUCCUCUUUACAGCAUGCUCUCCCGAGAUCUUGAUCCGGUGGCGUGUCUUCAGAAAUGUUAUUUCAGAGGGAGAUAGGCACAUACAGUCUUUUAUCCUCGACUCCAUUGGCCAACAACCUCGGUGGCCGACCAACCUCCCGCCGAAGCGAACGAAUCCCAGUCUGUCUGUGGCCAAUUUACAGCAUAUGUGUGAAAAAUAUGUGAUGGUCCCACAUCGCUUUCACCCUGUAAUAGAUAUGGAUGAGCUGCGCUUAUAUGCACACGAGGUGACAGUGCAGGGGUUAGGGUGGGACGGCAAAUCAUGCCUGGUGCUCUUGGCAUGUGCUCUGGCUUGUUGCUCGUCUCCGAUAGUCUCUCUCGACGACUAUCCUGACUUUGGUAACAUGCCGGAACUCCCGCCAAGCGAAGUAGACAUGGAGCAGGCUGAUUUUUACUUCGAAGCCGCCAUGCAGCGAAUGGGAUUUCUUUCCACGAGCCCGAUAGAUAUCCAAUGCUUUAUCCUAGCGGGCAUGUUUCACCGGUAUACCUCACAUGCACUGGAUGCCUGGUUCUGCUUCCAACAAGCAUCUUGUCGACUGGAUAUCCGACUACGAUCAUUACGUCGGGAAGAAUGGGUAGCUGAUGGAAACUACCACAAUUUGGAAGCACGACUAUAUUGGUCAUGCAUGCAUAACGAACAGUGUGUUGAUCUCUCGAAGUUCCAAGAACCUUAG